CUUCUACGUGUGUGUUUGUGUGUGUAUGCGCGCGUGAAGUCUCCGGCAGGGGCACGAGCGGAGCGGAGCUCUGGAGGAAGCGUAGUGUGUGUGCGUGUGCAGCUGAUUCGCGGCCACGUUUAGCAAGCUCAGCGGCACCACGGUAGAGAGAGAAAGAGAGGAUGUCCUGCUGAAUCCAGGGAUAGGCCCGGGAAAGUCGGCCGUCCCUUGCUUUCCUUCCGUUGGACUACAGACACAGAGGAGGGGACGUCGUGCUCCCGCACACAAAGAGCCGCAGCACUUUCCUCCGGACGGGCUUCUCUCUCUCGCUCUCUUUUUUUCCCCCCCCUCCUCCUCCUUUCUUCCUCCUCUUCCUCUCCUGAUGACACCCGCCGUGCACGGAUACGCUGCCCGGCAACAGGGCCGUGCACUGACCUGGUACUAGUUAGCCGAGUAAGCUAACUAGUUAGCGCUGCACCUGCUAGGCUAAACUGUAGCUAUAUUUAGCGUUCCUAAAUUCGCUUUUCGUUGCGCUUUAUCCGACGGAUAGUUUUCUGAAUUAAUUUUUGGCACUCUUCAUUUCAUUGUUUAAAGCCGACUUUUUUUUUUUGGCAGCCUUUUGUUGGAGUUGCUAUCACGUUAGCCACGUUAAUGAAAUCGCAGCAGGUCUUUUGUGUUAUUUUAUUUUUCCUCUUUAACGGAAGACAAAUGGAGCAAAAGAGCAACUAAACCCCCGCACCCUUCCCCUUAUUUUUUAUUAUUAUUUUUGCUGUAUGAAAAUUUAUCUCCAAGCACAUUAAGCUGUAUUAAGGUGUUAUCUCGUAUUUUAAGUGUUAUCGUACGAUUGGUGACGUCGUCUUUUGAGUUUUUCCCAACAAAGUGGUUCCCCUCGUGAGGCGGAGGAAGGCCCCCGACCACUCCGCGGAGUUCUCCCACCAUUCCUCAUGAACAUACAGAGGUCAAUUCCAAUUAACAUUUCACGCUAUGGGAGAUCGCGGCACAAAUCGCACGAUUUCGAAGAAUUGUCUUGCUUAAGGACUACAGAGUCGCACCAGAGUUUCAGUCCCAACCUCGGCUCUCCCAGCCCACCGGAGACCCCGGACUCCUCACACUGCAUCUCCCGUAUCGGGGACUACCUUUUGUUGGAGCCGCUGGAGGGAGACCACGUUUUCAGAGCUGCUCACCUGCACAGCGGCGAAGAGCUCGUAUGUAAGGUUUUUGACAUCGGCAGCUACCAGGACACAUUGGCGGCUUACUUUGCCCUCGGCUAUCAUCAGCAUAUUAACCAAAUCCUGGAGAUCUUGCUUGGGGAGAAGCAAGCCUAUGUGUUCUUCGAGCGAAGCUAUGGCGACAUGCACUCUUUUGUCCGCACCUGUAAGAAACUGCGGGAGGACGAAGCUGCCCGACUCUUCUAUCAGAUAGUCUCGGCUGUGGCGCAUUGCCACGACAACGGACUGGUCCUACGCGACCUCAAGCUGAGGAAGUUUGUCUUCAAGAAUGAGGAUCGGAGCCUUGUAAAGCUGGAGAGCCUUGAGGACACUUAUAUCCUUGAAGGUCACGACGAUUCCAUGUCAGACAAACACGGUUGCCCAGCCUACGUCAGUCCUGAAAUCCUCAAUGCCAAUGGCAGCUACUCGGGGAAGGCAGCCGAUGUCUGGAGUCUGGGCAUCAUGCUUUACACCAUCCUGGUGGGGCGCUACCCUUUCCACGAUGUUGAACCAGGCUCGCUGUUCAGCAAAAUCCGCAGGGGUCACUUCAACAUCCCUGAGACGCUCACCCCGAAGGCAAAGUGCCUGAUCCGCUCCAUCCUCCGCCGGGAACCCGCGGAGCGCCUCACCUCUCGGGAGAUCCUCCAGCAUCCCUGGUUUGUCUCCUCUGAGGCCCUAGGGGGCACUGCGGUGCACGGUCGAGGCGAAAGGGAGCAAGACCAGAUGGUGCCCGAGGUAAACAUGGAAGAGGAGCUCGAGCAGUUCUUCAGCUGAGCAAACACAAAGCACAAACGGACACUCCGCCACGGUCGGCUCGCCACGCUCACAGCAGAGCCAAAAUAGUAGUUUAGAGAUUAAUAGGUGAACAUUUGUCACUCAUAAUAAAGGUGUUUCCAUCCACUUGUCUUUCCACCAUUUCAUGGAAAACCUUAAGCCUGGCAUGACAAAUGGCAUCUAUACGUCGCCUGGCGCUGUAGCUCCUCGUCGGAGGGCGCCGCCGCCAGACAUGCAAGUUGCAAACAAUGUAGCAAGUGUUCUUCUGGAUGUUUGGUUUAACAUGGUGCUCAUAAAACUGGACGUACUCAUAGUUUUUGUUUUUGUUUUUUUGAGACACUAUGGAAUGCAUGAAGGGAUCGAAAGAACAGGGAUACUAAUGAGAAAACUGAC
Messenger RNA from Thalassophryne amazonica, 2354 nucleotides. It is a transcript of the gene trib2, whose product is annotated as tribbles pseudokinase 2. Gene Ontology annotation, cellular component: nucleus. The record is from RefSeq and is a predicted model, not a curated record. The coding region runs from base 924 to 1961 and encodes 345 amino acids. Gene Ontology annotation, biological process: protein phosphorylation; regulation of MAP kinase activity; positive regulation of proteasomal ubiquitin-dependent protein catabolic process. Gene Ontology annotation, molecular function: mitogen-activated protein kinase kinase binding; ATP binding; protein kinase activity. The transcript has 3 exons. Lineage: Eukaryota; Metazoa; Chordata; Actinopteri; Batrachoidiformes; Batrachoididae.